AUGCUAUUGCUGUUGGAUUUUUUGAAAUUUAACCAUAGUUGGUUACAGGCCUAUGCUCCUUGGCUUGCGUAUUCGAAAAUACUGAAAGCAGCUCUUUGUUUGUACUGUGUUCUGUUUCCACCGAAAAAAGUCCAAGGUGUUUUAGGUUCAUUUAUCAUCAAACCUUUUACACGAUACAAAGACAUUCACGAGGGCUGUAGAAACCAUAUUUCCAAUAAUUGGCACCAAGGAGCAACCGAAGCAGCUAAAAGUUUUAUGGAAGAAGUACCUAUAAAUAUUAUGAUGGUAUCCGGACACCAAAAAGUACUAGAACAAAAUCGAAAAAUUAUUUCGUCCAUAAUUUCAAAUGUACUAUUUUGCGGAACCCAUGAUCUACUCUUUAGAGGAAAAGGUCAAAAUGAAGGAGUUUUCUAUGACUUAAUUCAAAUGCGAAUUGAAGCUGGUGAUCAGUAUCUCCAAAACCAUAUCGAAAAGGGCAAGCGAAAUGCCAUCUACACAUCUCCGCAAAAUCAGAAUGAAAUCAUCAAUAUAAGUGAAACAACGAGACCGCUGAUAUCUCAGGAACAGAACAAUUGUCUAUUGGGAUUAGAUUUUUUGAUGAUGAGAAAAGGGCUAUCAGAGAAGAAUUUUUAG
Messenger RNA from Melanaphis sacchari, 633 nucleotides. RefSeq lists its product as uncharacterized. The record is from RefSeq and is a predicted model, not a curated record. The transcript is spliced from 3 exons. The coding region runs from base 1 to 633 and encodes 210 amino acids. NCBI's taxonomy places the organism in Eukaryota, Metazoa, Arthropoda, Insecta, Hemiptera, Aphididae.